AUGUCAGAAAAUAAAUGGAUUUACAAUUCCAAAUUAAAGUUCACACCAGUUAAUCCUAAACCAUACCUUAGAAGUCUCAUUGACACUCCUAUAAUAGUCACAUUAAAAUUCAAUAAAACUCAAUACAAAGGAAUUUUAGUAUCAACAGAUAACUACUUUAACAUCCAGCUUCGAAAUACUGAAGAAAUUGUAGAUGGUAAAACUACAGGCCAGCUAGGAGAUAUCUUCAUCAGAUGCAACAAUGUUCUAUGGAUAGGUCAAGAUCUUGAAAAGAUAGCCCAAAACAGGGAGAACACCGAGACUUCCACCUCAUAA
Henningerozyma blattae CBS 6284 is the source of this 315-nucleotide messenger RNA. It is a transcript of the gene SMX3, whose product is annotated as mRNA splicing protein SMX3. Gene Ontology annotation, cellular component: catalytic step 2 spliceosome; U1 snRNP. Gene Ontology annotation, molecular function: RNA binding. Bases 1 to 315 code for a protein of 104 amino acids. The record is from RefSeq and is a predicted model, not a curated record. NCBI's taxonomy places the organism in Eukaryota, Fungi, Ascomycota, Saccharomycetes, Saccharomycetales, Saccharomycetaceae. Gene Ontology annotation, biological process: mRNA splicing, via spliceosome; spliceosomal snRNP assembly. The transcript has 2 exons.